This is a messenger RNA of Juglans regia (Persian walnut), 1103 nucleotides long. RefSeq lists its product as uncharacterized. The transcript has 5 exons. NCBI's taxonomy places the organism in Eukaryota, Viridiplantae, Streptophyta, Magnoliopsida, Fagales, Juglandaceae. Gene Ontology annotation, cellular component: nucleus. The coding region runs from base 159 to 749 and encodes 196 amino acids. The record is from RefSeq and is a predicted model, not a curated record.
GGGCAGAAAUAAAGGGUUAGAUUUCUUGCUUUUGAUCGGUUCCGGGUUCUCCUUUCAAAUCAACUCCCGUUCUCGUCUGAUUUCCUCUCUACAAAUUCGAACACCACACCUCUCUCUCUCUCUCUCUCUCUCUCAGAGAUAAUACUUUGAAUAAAAAGAUGGAAGGUGGAGGAGGAGAAGAGGUAACCAUAGAAGAGCUCGCCUCAAAUCUCACCACCUACAGGGAUCAGCUUCAUCAGGUGGAUCCUGCCAAUGUCAGGCCAAUUCAAGAAGGGGCUGUCAAUGCUUUGGCUGAAGCUGAGAGAGUGGCUGAAGCUACCAAACAAGCUGUCAAGCGUAAGAUUGCGCUAGCUGCUUCCAUGGACUUUCAGUCUCGGAGUUUACCAGCAAAGCUUCGUAUAGAGCCCGAUGACCUAGAAGAUGUGUUGGCAAUCAUUUUUGCUUUAGUUUUUCUGGUAAAACUGCAAAAGCGUAAGAAGAUACAUGCGUUUAAGUCAAAGAUGAGGUUUGAGCAACUUGAGGUGUCACAGAAUAAGCGGCAGAAUGCUUGGCAGCAGUUCCAGUCGACCAAAGGCAAGGCUAAGAAGAUUGGUUUCCUUUCGGGGCGCAAACGGGAGAGCAUCUUCAAGUCUCCUGAGGACCCAAGUGGCAAGGUUGGUGCGACUGGAAGUGGAAAGGGUUUGACAGAGUUCCAAAAGAGGGAAAAACACUUGCAUCUCAAGGGAGCAACUGUUGAGGCUGACGAUUAGGUUAAAAUCUCCCAUUUGCUGUGAGCCUGUGUCUGCUCAAACUAGAUCCGUGACCGAACUAUGGCAUCUUGAAACAGGAUGUACAAAUUGCUGAUCAUGCAUGGAGAUGGAUUAUUCUACUCUUAUGUUUGCUCCUUUUUUUUCUAAUAAAUUCGAGCUUAGCAUGUAGUUAAACUUAGGAAGUCAGUAUUUGAUUAUUCCUCUUGUUCCACCUCGUGUUGUAACUAACUCUCUGGUUAGUCUGUUAAUCCCUUCCCUAAUUUUUUUUCUUGAUUGGCGAUGAAGCCAGAAACUAAUCUAGGAAAUUAGGCAUGAUGCCAAUAAUUGUUCAAAAUCAAUUUCCAAUUGAGUUAA